AUGACGGAAGAGCCGAAACAUGCCCGAUUCGGCGACCGCGAGGAGCGACGGAUAGAGCGCAGCCGGGUGUUGACGAUGAAGUACGGCAAACAGCAGAUGGUGCUGAUCCGGAAGCGGAUGCAGGUGGAAAACUGGGUGGAGGAGGAGGUGACGAAGCUGUACGGGGGGAAGGAUGAAAAUGGCGUCGAGUUGGAGCUGGACGACCUGCUGGCCCUGGACACCGCGCAGCAACGACGGAAAUUUGCCUAUGACGAGCUGCAGAAGCACUUUUGCCCAGCAUCCAUGGACCGGAUCACCGCUUUCCUUGAUGGGCUCAUCCGGCAGCUGGCCGCGUUU
Mesorhabditis spiculigera is the source of this 336-nucleotide messenger RNA. The record is from the annotation of a GenBank genome assembly. Lineage: Eukaryota; Metazoa; Nematoda; Chromadorea; Rhabditida; Rhabditidae.